UCGGAGCGGGACUUGAACCCGGGGCCUCUGAGUUUCAAGUCCGGCGCCCUAGCCACUCGGCCACGCUGCCUCCUUAAAAGUAAAUCUCUCUGGGAACUUUGCUUAAACGUUUAACUUUUGGGUUCACAGCCACCUGAAAUUUACGAAAAUUUAAGGUUUCUCAGAAUCCUCUUUUAAACUUUGCAAAAGUUGUAUCUUAUCUUGCUUAUUACAUUUCUACGACUGUCACUAGAAUAACUGUCAGUAGACUUGUUUUUUAGUUAAAGCUGACGUUAAGGGUGUUUUAACAGGUUAUACUGUUGUUAUAGCAACCUGUUUUAAAAAAAGCAUGGGCACAACUUUCUGUCAAUGAUUGCGCAGCUGUAUGACGUCAUUAUUGUAGCUGAUCAUCCAACACAGAGUGGUAGUUCUGAUCCAGCAAAGCAUAAAUUAUGAAAAGAACUGGAAACUAUUGUCAGCCACCUUAGAUUGACCUAAAGAAGAAUACCCGCGAUCUUUAUUAGUUGUUUGAUAAAAAGGCAUGGUUAGACGUUACGGGAAGGAUUUUUUCCGCAAUUAAACCGUCGUGGUAUAUUAUCCGUGCCUGUCACUUACUGUUUCGUUUUAGCGACUGAAAACAACAUUGCACAAAGUUAUUUCGUGGUCAGUUUGAUCGGGACAUUUCGUUACGUCAAAGAUAGGGUCUUUUGGAAUUAAAACUUCAGCAUUGAUCACAAAGAUAACCCGAUUAUUCUGAUGGAACUGUUUAUAUUAUAUGGACAAUUGUGGGAGUUAGAAGAAUUUGUGUUAAUUCAACAGCUGAUGAAACCGUGGGUGAUACGAAUAAUGGUGUUUUGCAAAUAAAAUGACAGCUGAUCAAGUUUCGCUAAAGAAAGAGGGGCUCCCAUUUUAAUUGCAAAGUUAUGAAUCUCCAAAUACAGAGAUAAUUUUCACGCCUUUUCAAACCGUUGCGGUCUAAAUAUUUUCUUUCUUUAAGUCGUUCGUUUAUACUUCGUUUUGUUUCUUUCCUUUGGGCUACAGCUCGCACCGGCUAAUCUUUUGAACUUUUCUCGAAAUACAGAAGCCGCCUUACAGUUUAGGGCUGUUUAACCGGUUUGCACUCAUUAAAAAAGGUCACCACUCCUUCCCCCCAGGAAACACACAACACCACUGCCAAACAAUUCACGGAUUAAACUGUGUUACCGACCUCAGCUCAGGCAAGCAUUUUUAGGUGGAUUCAAAUUUAAAUUCGGUGUGUAGUGGCUUAUGGCUUAUGAGACAUCAGACUUCUACUCACCAGCUGGCUUUAUAGCUAUAAUCAAGACUUCAAUUUCCUGUUGCGUUUUGAGAUCUUCUGUACUUACCGAUAAGAGCGCCAUCGUAUUUGUCCUCUUGUCCGAAGGAUAGGGACGUUAAUUUAUCUCUGUGCCCGAAAUUUUGGUGAUUCAAUAUUGUCCUCAAUUUAACAUCUCGUAAAAAGGGAAUCGAAAGUGAAAAUCUAGUAAGAAAGUUCAAAAAAGUAUUUUUGUUUGAGAGUUUAGCUCCCUUUUUACUUUCUAUCUUAAUCCUAAAUAAAGAUUUAAAAAAUUGAUUGACACUUUGUCAACUAUCGUGAAAGCCAGCGAAAUGAGCGAUACUUCGAUGCCAAAAUUAUUUUUUCUAUUUUCGGUGGAACAAAGUAGUUCCCUCAAAACCUUUUCAAAUUUGGAGUUCGGAUUAACUUUAAAUUCUUUCAAUUUGCACUUCGAGUGGCAAAGCUGACCGAAAACCCAAUUUUGGCCUUUUUUUUUGUUUUCGCAUGCGAGGAAUUGAUAAUGAUAUUCGCGGAAAAUUAAAACUACCAUAAACAGCCUCAGUAAAUAAAGUGCUGUAUGUUUAAUUAACAAAAGCAAACCGCAAAAUGACAUCGGCCAAUAUCUAAUCGUGAUGGAGUUCACGAAGGUCUCGAAUUUCGAAGUAAAUUAGUUUUGCAAAUUUUGAAUUAAACCGUUAUAUUGCAUGCUAUUUAGUCACGGUUUAAGGUAGUGGGGAAUCGAGCUACUGUAGGUUAUAUUCUCCGUCGCGAAGAUAAAUCGACGGAUGCGAAGUUAUCUUGAAUCUGAUGUCAGAAGUGAGACGAAAUAGUCUGCCAGAUACCUGAGUUUGGAAGAAGAAUACAGCAGAAGCAAUUACCGAACCGUUCUAAAUUUGAGGUCAAAAUUUCAUCUUCCAUUUUUUUCCGAACACUUUCGUUGAGCGUUGGUCGGGUUGAAAUUGCUGGGCUAACAAAGUAAUCAGUACACACUUAUUGGCAAGUCGUCAAAGUCAACUCAAAACUGCCAUUGUAUCUAGCAAAAUAUGAUGAAUAGCUCCACAACUGAAACAGUGAGAGUAGCAGAGACCGUCGCUCCACCAGCCAUGAGCGACGCGCAGUGCGCUCAUUUGAGUAAAGUUUUGCCGCAGGAUGGCGACCUGUUCACUCCUUAUGUUAUCAACUGUGUCAUAAUGUCCGUUCUCAGUGGAACAGCAGUAUUAGGAAAUGUUUUAAUCUUGAUAUCGCUCUGCAGAGCUCCUCAAUUUUUGCGACAGCCGUCGUAUUUUCUUUUGCUCAAUCUCGCCUUUGCUGAUUUGUGCGUUGGUUUCGUGGCUGAACCGCUCUACUUGAUCUACAAGAUUUCCUAUUUGUUAAAUCCAUUUUCUAUUUUAUCCUGUUACGCCGGGGUUGUGUUCAACUUCUUUUCCUAUUUUUUAACAUCUCUAUCGCUUUGGACCGCCGCAGCAAUUUCGCUGGAUCGACUUUUGGCACUUCUUCUCCAUAUGAAGUACUCCGCAAGUGUAACAAAGAGGAAAAUUAUUGUGUUGAUUGCUGUAUUAUUGGUACUCAGUUUCGCUUUCGCGUCCAUGUUUCAGUGGGCACUCAACGCACAGAACACUGUAUUCGUGUGCGUGAAUUCUCUAGCGCUGAUAAUAGCCUUCUUGUCUUACGUGAGGAUUUUUCAAAUCAUGCGUUAUCACCAAAGACAAAUUUCAAAUCAUCAGCUUGGCGAGAUCUCGAUCACGGAGAGGGGUGAAACCGAUUCCGUAGGUACUUCUUUUCACGGACACGAAAUGAGAGAACAAUUGAAAGAAGUUGCUACCGAAGCUAACGGAAAUGAAGGAACAGUCGAUGGUAAGGAAGGGACCGAAACGAGCGCAGCGCGUGAAAUCGAGCAACAUAGAUCGUAUCACCUUCAAUUACAUGAGAAGGCAACAAGCGCGUCUUCUCUAAGAGAGGGUUUGAAACACCAUCCACAGCAUAUACAAACGAAAACUGCGCGAUCCAAAAAUCUAAGCAAAAUCGACGAACAGCCUGAAGACCUUAAAAAUGUGGUAAUUAAAGAGGACACAUCUAAAUUUGUGAAAAGUACACAAAAAAACCUGCCAUUUGACGCGUCAGCUGUUACAAAACCAUCGCAAACAGACAUUUCUGUCCUUGGCAACCUGUAUCAUGGAACGGAGCAAAAACGUGUGGGGCCAGAAAUAGCGGAAGGAAGCGAAGAAUCGCGAGCAGACGAAGGUAGCCGAAAUUUCCUAGCAGAGAACAGCAGCAGUGGAUCGCGCCAGGACAAACAAGUCAGUAAUUCAGCACUCGUCUUGACCGAAAUGCAGGCUUUGAAAGUAAUGCACGAAGAUGAGAACAAAUCCGUGAAAAGUAACAUACUGCCGAGAGAAAGUUGCACCCUUGGAGAAAAACGAACUGAAACCAGGUCGUUAGAGAAUAAGAUUCAGAAUAGCGCUGUUGUAAAGGAAAAAACGCCUGCUUUGUUAAGCGGAGAAACACAAGAACUAAAAGAUAACACGACUGUUUCAGCCUUCACUCUCGACCGUCAACGGAGUUCUACAAACAAUGAAAUAACAAACGCCGAUUUAAUUGCCAACAAAACUAGAAAAGGAUUCAAAAUGAGGCAUUUCAAAAAGUCAUUUUACAACAUGUUCGUCAUCUGGUUUCUGAUGCUACUCUGUUAUCUCCCUGGCAUAUGUACAUCUAUGCUCUUUUUGUUGAUGGGCCGUAGUCACGCGAUGCAUUUAGCAUUUAAUUUCACUACCUCUGUGAUGUUUUUGAAUUCUAGCAUCAACCCCAUUGUGUUCUGCUGGAGAAUAAGAGAGUUUCGCGCCGCUGUGAAGAAGACCCUGAAAGACGUGUUUGGCAUUUGGAGCAAUCAGAGUAGCUAACAUAAUAACAUUGGGGGCUCUUAAAACUUGAAAACCUUCAAUUUACUUUGACAAAUCUUUACACAUUUAAGAAAAUCCAUUAGUGUAUUAUGUGUUUUGAGCACGAUCUUAUAGCAGCGUCGACAGCUAAAUAAAUACGAUCGAGCUCUCGUUGCGCAGCGAAUUAUCAUUUACAAAGCGUCGUUGUUUUGUAGUUUUGCUGUUAUGUUGUUCCUUAAGUCGAAGUAGAGCAGUAAAAAACGGUUAAAAGUGAUUUUUGAACGCGUUUUUCAACAACCAUAUGCCAUUUUAUCUCAUCAUCUAUGCAAAAAUAGUUUGUUUUUUUCUCACAAAAGUCAAGUGCUAUAUAGCCUUAUUUAACCUCUCAGAAAGGUUUGUUUGAGUGACAUGGGAUGAAGUUUCGCACGUAAGAAGCUGUAUUAUUAAAUAUGACCAUGACAUGAG
Molecule: messenger RNA, 4614 nt
Organism: Orbicella faveolata
Lineage: Eukaryota; Metazoa; Cnidaria; Anthozoa; Scleractinia; Merulinidae
Biological process (GO): G protein-coupled receptor signaling pathway
Cellular component (GO): membrane
Molecular function (GO): G protein-coupled receptor activity
Source: RefSeq, a predicted model, not a curated record